Molecule: messenger RNA, 1895 nt
Organism: Aphidius gifuensis
Lineage: Eukaryota; Metazoa; Arthropoda; Insecta; Hymenoptera; Braconidae
Gene: CCT2
Product: T-complex protein 1 subunit beta
Exons: 3
Coding region: 112-1716 (534 amino acids)
Biological process (GO): protein folding
Cellular component (GO): cytosol; chaperonin-containing T-complex
Molecular function (GO): ATP binding; ATP hydrolysis activity; ATP-dependent protein folding chaperone
Source: RefSeq, a predicted model, not a curated record
GCCAUCACAACGCACUGACUGUUGCUUUGGCUGAUUAUCUUUUUUCCCGGUUUAACAAAAGACCAACCUUUUUUAACAUUGUUAUUUGUUUGUCAAGAUCCCGGCUUAAAAAUGAUGUCCUUAAAUCCUGUGAGGGUAUUGAACCGUGAGGCAGAAGAGGAAAAAGCUGAAAUUGCUCGUUUGAGUCUUUUUGUUGGUGCAAUUGCCAUUGGAGAAUUGGUAAAAUCAACUUUAGGCCCAAAAGGCAUGGACAAGAUCCUAGUUGCUCAUGGUAGAAGUGCUGGUCAAGUUGAAGUAACCAAUGAUGGUGCAACUAUUCUCAAGAGUAUUGGAGUUGAUAAUCCAGCAGCUAAAAUUCUUGUAAAUAUGUCUAAAGUUCAAGAUGAUGAAGUUGGUGAUGGUACCACAUCAGUCACAGUCUUUGCCUCAGAAUUAUUGAAAGAAGCUGAAAAAUUAAUUGAACAAAAAAUUCAUCCACAAACAAUAAUUGAGGGCUGGCGUGUUGCACAAGAUGUUGCUAAAAAUGCUCUUCAAAAUGCAACAUCUGACAAUUCAGCAGAUUCAGAACGUUUUCGUGAGGAUCUCAUGAAUAUUGCACGUACAACAUUGAGCUCAAAGAUUCUUUCACAACACAAAGAACAUUUUAGUAAACUUGCAGUUGAUGCAGUCCUUCGUCUUAAAGGCUCUGGCAAUUUAUCUGCCAUACAGAUCAUCAAGAAAAGAGGAGCAACUCUUGCUGAUUCUUUCUUAGAUACUGGAUUUUUACUAGACAAAAAACCAGGUGUUCAUCAGCCACAAAAAAUAACUGAUGCUAAAAUAUUAAUUGCAAAUACUCCAAUGGACACAGAUAAAAUUAAAGUAUUUGGUUCAAGAGUACGAGUUGACUCAAUGGCCAAAAUUGCUGAACUUGAAACUGCUGAAAAAGAAAAAAUGAAAGACAAAGUUGAUAAAAUUGUAAAACAUGGUUGCAAUGUCUUUAUCAACAGACAAUUGAUUUAUAAUUAUCCAGAACAAUUGUUUGCUGAUGCAAAUGUCAUGGCAAUUGAACAUGCUGACUUUGAUGGAAUUGAAAGACUUGCUCUUGUAACUGGAGGUGAAAUUGUCAGUACAUUUGAUCGACCUGAACUUGUCAAACUUGGCAAAUGUGAAUCAAUUGAACAAAUAAUGAUUGGAGAAGAUACUAUUUUACGUUUCUCCGGAGUUCCAUUGGGAGAGGCAUGUACAAUUGUUAUUCGUGGAGCAACACAACAAAUCUUGGAUGAAGCUGAACGAUCAAUUCAUGAUGCUCUUUGUGUUCUUGCUGCAACUGUUAAAGAAUCACGAAUUGUUUAUGGUGGUGGAUGUAGUGAAAUGAUAAUGGCUGUUGCAGUAAUGAAAACAGCAGCAGCAACUGCUGGAAAAGAGGCUGUUGCCAUGGAAGCAUUUGCCAGAGCACUCCAACAAUUACCAACAGUUAUUGCUGACAAUGCUGGAUAUGAUUCAGCUCAACUUGUCAGUGAACUCAGAGCUGCUCAUUAUUCUGGAAAUAACAGUGCUGGUUUAGACAUGGAAGCUGGUAAAAUUGGCUGCAUGAAAAAUCUUGGCAUCACUGAAUCAUGGGCAGUUAAACGACAAGUUCUUCUUAGUGCUGCUGAAGCAGCAGAAAUGAUUCUUCGUGUUGAUGACAUUCUUCGAUCAGCUCCACGUAAACGCACUCAAGAUCGUGGACAUUGUUAAAUAAUUAUUCUUUAUUAGCCAUUUGUCCAAUGGUCCAUUGAUUAUUGCCUUAUGAAAGAUCAACAUCACUAUAAUUCACUGAUAAGUUAUGGAAUUAAAAGCUAAAUAAUUACCUCGUAAUUUCUUUUUAUAAAAAUUUCAUAAGAUUUUCAUUAAUAAAUAUAUUUUAAAUUCAUUAA